UUCGGCUCUGUCAUAAUGCCUAAGUGAGCUGGUACGGCUCUCUACCUGGUUGCAUCGCGGCUGCCUGUUCUCCUACCAUCGGUUAACCACGGCGCCGCACAACCGUGCCGUUCUUGAUCGGAUCAUCAGCCUCCAUCUCUCCGCCUGGUGACAUCAUUAGCAUCCUCUCAUCCUCUAAUACCACCAUGGCACCAUAGAACCUUUGCGGCAGCCCGUGAUUGGACCUUGAUAUAAAUGGCAGAUGAAGCAUCGUUAGAGCCAACACUAGUGCCAGAUGAAGCAUCGUUGGCUAUUGGUCCAAUUGGUCAAGGGGAUGAAAACACAUUCGAUGAAGCAACAAGGAUUGAGGUUGAUGAAAAAGAAUUGCAGCCUGUUGUUAUACCUGAAGUUGGAAUAACGUUUGAGUCCGAGGAAGAUGCUUAUGAGAUGUAUAAUAUCUAUGCUGGUAAGGUUGAAUUCAGUGUUAGAAGGAGCGAUACAAAGCGUCGAGCAGAUAAGACCAUAUAUUCAAAACUCCUUGUUUGUAGCAAACGAGGAUUUGGUACUACAAGGACAGGUUGUAAUGCUAGCAUUCAGUUUGGUGUCAGCAGAGAAGGGGUUUGGACAGUCCAAAAGAUUGUACCCGAGCACAACCAUUAUCUAGCUAGUCCAAAUAAGGCGUGCAAGCUAAGAUCUCAACGACGUGUUAUAGAAGCAUACAGACUACUAAUUGCUCAAAUACGGGAAGCCGGGAUGAAACCAUCACAAGUGUAUGAAUUCAUGAAGCAAUUUUAUGGUGGUGCUGAAAAUAUUCCAUUCUCAAGGAUGGAUUGCAAUAAUGAGAUUGGUCGAGAGCGAAAGAAAUAUUUAGAAUCUAAUGAUGCGCAGACUCUGUUGGAAUACUUGAAGAACAAGCAAAUUGAGGAUCCUGCAUUUUUUUAUGCUAUUCAAAUAGAUAAGCCAACUGGCCGUAUAACUAAUUUCUUUUGGGCUGAUGGUCAGUCUAUCAUGGAUUACGAAUGUUUUGGUGAUGCUAUAUCAUUUGACACCACAUUUCAGACAAAUAAGUUUGAAAUGCCUUUUGCUCCAAUUCUUGGAACCAACCAUCACAAGCAAACAAUUAUUUUUUGAGCA
Zea mays is the source of this 1113-nucleotide messenger RNA. RefSeq names its product protein FAR1-RELATED SEQUENCE 5. The coding region runs from base 235 to 1110 and encodes 291 amino acids. The record is from RefSeq and is a predicted model, not a curated record. NCBI's taxonomy places the organism in Eukaryota, Viridiplantae, Streptophyta, Magnoliopsida, Poales, Poaceae. The transcript is spliced from 2 exons.